CUUGGGGGAGGGACCCCAAGCAUUACUUCCCUCCCUGCGCCAUAAAUCCCUCCCACCGCCGCCUCCCCCCGCUGCUACGCGUCCCCCACCUCUGAGCUGUGCCAUAGCUGUCCUCCUCUCCACUCCACUCACCUCUCCACCUCCCAAGAACUCCCAAAUCCCACCCCGCAUUGCCAUUUCCAGCUGUUGUUCUUGAUUCCUUGUUCUUCGGCGAUCAUUUCGGCUUCUUUUUUGUGGUGGUAUGAGAGUUUCGCGAUGAGGAAGGAGGUGGUGUUAGUGGCCAUGGUGGUGGUGGUGGUGGUGAGCUGGGUCGUUGCUGCCGGCGGCGAGGCGGCGGCGGCGGCGGCGGCGGUGGUGGUGGACCCGGCGUGGAGGUUUCCGAGCGCGAGGCUGCGUGACGCGUACGUGGCGCUGCAGACGUGGAAGCAGACGGCCAUCUUCUCCGACCCCAAGAACCUCACCGCCGACUGGGUCGGCCCCGCCGUGUGCGCCUACACCGGCGUCUUCUGCGCGCCGCUCCCCGGCGCCGGCGGCGCGCCGGGGGAGGUCGCCGUCGCCGGGGUUGACCUCAACCACGGCGACAUCGCGGGGUACCUCCCCGCCGAGCUCGGGUUGCUCACCGACCUCGCGCUGCUCCACCUCAACUCCAACCGCUUCUGCGGCCUCGUCCCGGACGCCCUCCGCCGCCUCCGCCGCCUCCACGAGCUCGACCUCAGCAACAACCGCCUCGUCGGCGCCUUCCCCUCCGCCGUGCUCGACCUCCCGGCGCUCAGGUUCCUCGACCUCCGCUACAACGACUUCGAGGGCGCCGUCCCGCGCCAGCUGUUCGACCUCCCGCUCGACGCCAUCUUCCUCAACCACAACCGCCUCCGCUUCGCCCUCCCCGACAACUUCGGCAACUCCCCCGCCUCCGUCAUCGUCCUCGCCGGCAACCACUUCGGCGGCUGCCUCCCGGCGAGCCUCGGGAACAUGUCGGCCACGCUCAACGAGAUCCUCCUCAUCAACAAUGGCCUCGACUCCUGCGUCCCGCCCGAGGUCGGCUUGCUCCGGGAGGUCACCGUGUUCGACGUCAGCUUCAACUCGCUCGCCGGCCCGCUCCCGCCGGAGGUGACCGGGAUGCGGAAGGUGGAGCAGCUCGACGUCGCGCACAACCGCCUCGCCGGCGCCGUGCCGGAGGCCGUGUGCGACCUGCCCCGCCUCAAGAACUUCACCUUCUCCUACAACUACUUCACCGGCGAGCCGCCGUCCUGCGCGCGCGUCGUGCCGGCGGCCGACGGCGACCGCCGGAAUUGCCUCCCCAACCGCCCCUACCAGCGCACGCCGCGGCAGUGCGCCGCGUUCUACGCCGCGCCGCCCGUCGACUGCGCCGCGUUCCAGUGCAAACCGUUCGUCCCCUCGCCGCUAUUGCCGCCACCUCCGCCGCCCGCAUACCCCGGCCCAUUGCCGCCGGUGUACCCCGUCCCAUACGCCUCGCCGCCGCCACCGCCGCUUUACCGAUGAUUCUUUCACAAGACAAACAUUGCCACCUUCCCCCCCUCGCCGUCGAAAUGGAAGAGAAAACCGACGAGCUCGCCGUUCACAAUUGUACGUGGUCAAUUGUUGUUAUGCUUACAUUAGUAGAGUUCUUGAUUGAUGAUAGCUACCGGCGUAAACAAGAGUAAAGUGCCAUAUAUAUAUCAUCACUUAGUUGAUUUUGCAUUGGUUGGUGUCUGUUCUUCUGCGUCGUCGUCAUCGUCAUCAACUGGCCUGAAUUUUCGCGGUGAUGGCGAAAUGGGUUGGAGGUAGGUGAUGUGGGGGGAGUUUGGCUUUGCAAGGAGGGAGCAAUCUGAGCUUUAGGUUUAUGGCUAAUUGCGAUAAUUGGGUUGUGAAUAAUAAGCUGUUUGAGAGAGACAGGUUUAAGGUGAUGAAUUGAGGAGGAUUUGAGUGUUGCAGUGUUAUUAUUUCGGGUUGUAUAGAGUGAAGCUUUUGAUGGUUUCUUCUUCAGUGAAAGCUUCAGCUGAGAGCCGGGGGAUAUGUUUUUAGAUCAAGAAAUCUUUCCUAAUUAAAUUACUUUUGUAUCACACCUACUUACUGUUAUUAUUCGAUUAUUAUUAUUAUGAUAUUCAGUCUGGAUUCUUGGAUUUUUA
This is a messenger RNA of Oryza sativa Japonica Group (Japanese rice), 2126 nucleotides long. RefSeq names its product leucine-rich repeat extensin-like protein 4. NCBI's taxonomy places the organism in Eukaryota, Viridiplantae, Streptophyta, Magnoliopsida, Poales, Poaceae. The record is from RefSeq and is a predicted model, not a curated record. Gene Ontology annotation, molecular function: protein binding.